CGGCUGCAGAAGAUGGAGAGAUACUCGUGUUGCCACAGCAUGUUGUAAAUGUAUGAGGCUUUAUCUCAUCCCGGCUUGGAAAUAAAAAUAGGAAAGGAGUACAACUUGAAUAAGAAGCUACUAGAAGAACACACAGAGUUCUGCAGCAGUUUGUAUUUGCUCUGACAUUUUUCUUUCUUCUAACUGGAAAACAGAGGACCUGGCAUUUUUUUUUAAUGGGCUUUUCCCAUAAUGGCAUUCUUGUAUUGUGUGGCCAGAGUUUGCACAGGAGGAAAGCAGGCUGCUGAAUUUAGUCACUGAUCUCUAUUAGCUGUGGCCUAAGGCUAUGCUGAGGUUUAUAUCCCAUUUGUAUUGUUGCAGCUCAAAAGAAGAAUGUUCAGAGGAUGACAAAUGUAUUCUGAGUAGUACCGUGGUGACAACAUGCCAUUGAAAUGGAAAACGAGCUCUCCUGCUAUCUGGAAAUUCCCAGUUCCUGUGCUUAAAACAUCCAGGUCAACUCCACUUUCUCCAGCAUACAUAUCCCUUGUGGAAGAGGAAGACCAGCACAUGAAACUGGCUCUAGGAAGCAGUGAAAUGGGUCUCACUUCCCAUUUGCAGUCUUCCAAGGCAGGAAGCACACGCAUCUUUACCAGCAAUUCCCACAGUUGUGUGGUGUUACAGGGCUUUGAGCAGCUUCGGCAUGAAGGAUUGCUUUGUGAUGUCACACUGAUGCCAGGUGAUAGUGAUGAUACCUUUCCUGUGCACAGAGUCAUGAUGGCAUCUGCUAGUGACUACUUUAAAGCUAUGUUCACAGGUGGAAUGAAAGAACAAGAUUUAAUGUGCAUUAAGCUUCAUGGUGUGGGCAGAGUAGGUUUAAGGAAAAUUAUUGAUUUCAUCUAUACUGCAAAGCUUUCUCUUAACAUGGACAACCUUCAAGACACGCUGGAAGCUGCUAGCUUUCUUCAGAUUCUGCCAGUCUUAGACUUCUGUAAAGUAUUUCUCAUAUCUGGGGUAACUUUGGAUAAUUGUGUUGAAGUUGGACGGAUCGCCAACACCUACCAUCUGACUGAAGUGGAUAAAUAUGUGAACACCUUCGUUUUAAAGAAUUUUCCUGCAUUGCUGAGCACUGGAGAGUUCCUGAAACUCCCUUUUGAGCGUCUUGUCUUUGUGCUUUCCAGUAACAGCCUUAAGCGCUGCACUGAACUUGAGCUCUUCAAAGCUACCUGUCGCUGGCUUAGUGUGGAGGAACCUAGAAUGGACUUUGCUGCAAAAUUAAUGAAGAACAUACGAUUUCCACUGAUGACACCACAGGAGCUCAUUAAUUACGUGCAAACUGUGGAUUUCAUGAGAACUGACAAUACUUGUGUCAAUUUGCUUCUGGAAGCCAGCAAUUACCAAAUGAUGCCAUUCAUGCAGCCAGUUAUGCAGUCAGACAGGACUGCCAUUCGGUCUGACACCACUCAUUUGGUUACACUUGGAGGAGUCCUGAGGCAGCAGCUUGUUGUCAGUAAGGAAUUACGCAUGUAUGAUGAAAAGACCCAUGAGUGGAAAUCUCUAGCUCCCAUGGAUGCCCCAAGAUACCAGCAUGGCAUUGCUGUCAUUGGAAAUUUUCUCUAUGUCGUUGGUGGGCAGAGUAAUUAUGACACAAAAGGAAAAACAGCUGUCGAUACAGUGUUUAGAUUUGAUCCUCGAUACAACAAAUGGAUACAAGUUGCAUCUUUAAAUGAAAAGCGCACCUUCUUCCACCUAAGUGCCCUCAAAGGAUAUCUGUAUGCAGUUGGUGGCAGAAAUGCAGCUGGAGAAUUGCCUACUGUAGAAUGUUACAAUCCAAGAACAAAUGAAUGGACCUAUGUUGCCAAAAUGAAUGAGCCUCACUAUGGCCAUGCUGGAACUGUGUAUGGAGGAGUGAUGUAUAUAUCAGGAGGAAUUACCCAUGAUACUUUCCAAAAGGAACUCAUGUGCUUUGACCCUGAUACUGACAAGUGGACCCAGAAGGCACCAAUGACCACUGUCCGAGGCCUACAUUGCAUGUGUACAGUGGGAGACCGGCUCUAUGUCAUUGGUGGUAACCAUUUCCGGGGAACCAGUGAUUAUGAUGAUGUCCUGAGCUGUGAAUACUAUUCACCUAUCCUUGACCAGUGGACCCCAAUUGCUGCCAUGUUAAGAGGGCAGAGUGAUGUUGGGGUCGCUGUCUUUGAGAAUAAAAUCUAUGUGGUUGGUGGAUAUUCAUGGAAUAAUCGCUGUAUGGUUGAGAUCGUGCAGAAAUAUGAUCCAGAGAAAGAUGAAUGGCAUAAGGUUUUUGAUCUCCCAGAGUCCCUUGGUGGUAUUCGAGCUUGUACACUUACAGUUUUUCCACCUGAAGAAACCACCCCAUCACCUUCUAGAGAGUCUCCUCUCUCUGCACCCUAACAUCAUCCUUACAAUUAAAAUGCUGUAUUCCUAUCUUUGCAAUGUGUCAUGAUUAUCUUCUUUCCCACCCUCCUUAAGUAGAAUAUAUGUUAGAAUUAGCCUCCAGUAAUUGAUACAGAUAUUGGAAAAAAAAUUGACAUUGAUGUUACUUGUGAUGUUUGUAAUGGCCUAGAGUGUUUAUAAAGUGGUAACAGACCAUCCUGGAAAUAUAUCUCAUAGAAGCUGUUUAACAUGAAAAAAAGUAUUGUCUACAAAACAUUUCUUCAGUACUUUUAAAUGCUGUGUACUGGGUGUAAGGUAUUCGUCAUCUCACAUUAUAAGCCAAGUUGAAGGUGGAUUAUGUAAUUGUACAGUGUACAACUUUUGUAAAUGUACAAGUUGUAAAUGUGCAACUGUUCUCACUAAGCUUCAAAAAUUAAGAAGUUUUCCUUUCAUCUCUAACUGUGUAAGAUGUCAAAGGGAGGCAGCCUGCUCCAACAAGAAACAAUACACAAAAGGUUGCCAACUUGCAUGAGCUACCUCCCUCUUUUCGUAAAGUAUUUUUGACACAUCUGUCAACCCACCUGACUGUGUGGGUGAAUUGAGAACACACCAAGUUUCUAAGACACACAGGAGAAAUAACUGAAAUUCACCAACAUUCAUUUGGAGAGAAAACCAUGACCUCUCUGCUUAUAAGGAUUGUUUUUUUUUUUUAACUGUGUACAGAUAUUAACAUACACAUACUUAUAUCAAACACAAUUUUUAAAAAUUGAGUGUCAAGUCAAAUUACCUGUGAAAUUUAAAAAAAUCUUCUAAAGAGCAGCUUCCAUAAAAAAUGGGGAUUCCGUAUGCACGCAUUGAUGCAUAUAUGUAGAACCACACUGAAUUUAGGUGGAUAAGGGCUAGAAAUUUUGAGCAACUAAAUUUGUCACUUGACCAAAUUUAUCUUAAAGAACUGUAUUCCUUCUCCUUUGCUGUUGAAGUAACUUACCUGUUUCGUGUAUUCUGUGUACUCUCAGUUUAUGAGGUUAUUUAGCACCAAAUGUAGCAGCUUCACCCAAGAGGCUGCUUUUGCAGUAUGAUGUCCAUGUUUUCCUUUCUUUUAUUCAAUAAAAAACAUUUAAUGUCA
Meriones unguiculatus (Mongolian gerbil) is the source of this 3496-nucleotide messenger RNA. It is a transcript of the gene Klhl13, whose product is annotated as kelch like family member 13. Bases 421 to 2388 code for a protein of 655 amino acids. Gene Ontology annotation, cellular component: Cul3-RING ubiquitin ligase complex. Gene Ontology annotation, biological process: protein ubiquitination; regulation of cytokinesis. NCBI's taxonomy places the organism in Eukaryota, Metazoa, Chordata, Mammalia, Rodentia, Muridae. The transcript has 8 exons. Gene Ontology annotation, molecular function: ubiquitin-protein transferase activity; cullin family protein binding. The record is from RefSeq and is a predicted model, not a curated record.